Messenger RNA from Momordica charantia (bitter melon), 1669 nucleotides. NCBI's taxonomy places the organism in Eukaryota, Viridiplantae, Streptophyta, Magnoliopsida, Cucurbitales, Cucurbitaceae. The record is from RefSeq and is a predicted model, not a curated record.
AUUUAAAAAAUAAAUAAAUAACGAAAAAAAAGAACGCCGCUGCCGUCUGCGACGGUUUCCGUGCUCUGCCUCUGCCUGCGAACCCCGGCCCAUACGAAGCUCCAAGCUAGCGAUGGGCUCGAUAGACGUCCAAUCAACGAAUGCGGAGAAUGGAUCUGCCGCCGCUUCUGCUGAUGCUCGUCAAAAGCCAGUUGCCGCCGACGCUGUGACCCAGACAUCCAACGAACCAGACGGAACGCCGCCCGAGAAACCUAAAGAAUUGGGACCGACGAAGAAGCGUAUCUCCUCCAUGCUUCCUCUGGACGUCGGAACCCGCGUCAUGUGCCGCUGGAGGGACGGGAAGUACCAUCCCGUCAAGGUCAUCGAGCGUCGGAAGUUGCAGGCAACUGGUUUUAGUGAUUACGAAUACUAUGUCCAUUACACCGAGUUCAAUAGGAGACUUGAUGAGUGGGUGAAGCUUGACCAACUUGAUCUCGAUUCAGUUGAGACGGUUGUUGAUGAGAAAGUGGAGGACAAGGUGACGGGAUUAAAGAUGACCCGACACCAGAAGCGGAAGAUUGAUGAAACACACGUUGAGGGCCAUGAGGAACUUGAUGCUGCCAGCUUGAGGGAGCAUGAAGAAUUUACAAAAGUGAAAAAUAUAGCAACGAUUGAACUUGGAAGAUAUGAGAUUGAAACAUGGUAUUUCUCCCCCUUUCCUCCAGAAUACAAUGACACCACGAAACUCUAUUUUUGUGAGUUUUGUCUCAAUUUCAUGAAGCGCAAGGAACAGCUCCAGAGACAUAUGAGGAAGUGCGAUCUCAAGCAUCCUCCUGGUGAUGAAAUAUAUCGAAGUGGUACUUUGUCAAUGUUUGAGGUUGACGGAAAAAAGAACAAGGUUUAUGGGCAGAAUCUCUGUUACUUAGCAAAGUUAUUUCUGGACCACAAGACUCUAUAUUACGAUGUUGACCUUUUUCUGUUUUAUGUCUUGUGUGAGUGUGAUGAUCGAGGGUGUCACAUGGUUGGAUAUUUUUCAAAGGAAAAGCAUUCAGAAGAAUCCUAUAAUUUGGCAUGCAUUCUCACCCUUCCUCCUUACCAAAGGAAGGGCUAUGGCAAGUUCUUAAUAGCUUUUUCUUAUGAACUCUCCAAGAAAGAAGGUAAAGUUGGCACACCUGAAAGACCUCUUUCUGACCUUGGCUUGGUGAGCUACAGAGGAUACUGGACCAGGGUUCUUUUAGACAUCUUGAAAAAGCACAAGGGCAAUAUCUCUAUCAAGGAGCUAAGUGAUAUGACAGCCAUCAAAGCCGAAGAUAUUUUGAACACACUUCAGAGCCUAGAGUUGAUUCAAUACAGGAAAGGGCAGCAUGUUAUAUGUGCCGACCCCAAGGUUCUCGAUCGACAUCUCAAAGCUGCUGGUCGUGGGGGCCUAGAGGUCGAUGUUAGCAAAUUGAUCUGGACUCCAUACAGAGAACAGGGUUAAAGCUUUGCAAACUCAUUAUUAAAUCUCACGGUAACCUAACUCUGCAUGUACAAUAAUAGUCUAGAAUUUUAGCAUAAAGCAUUACCGCUGCCAUGUCUAUCUUAUGAAUGUAAGCCUGGACAAAUCAAUACUGAACUCAUUGAAAUGACCAAUGGUAGAAAUCCAGAUCUUGUACAUCACCAGUUGCUGUAUUAUAUCUGACCCUUGACA